Messenger RNA from Helicoverpa zea (corn earworm), 934 nucleotides. Its product is annotated as ubiquitin thioesterase otubain-like. The record is from RefSeq and is a predicted model, not a curated record. Gene Ontology annotation, cellular component: nucleus. Bases 49 to 885 code for a protein of 278 amino acids. Gene Ontology annotation, biological process: protein K48-linked deubiquitination. Gene Ontology annotation, molecular function: ubiquitin binding; cysteine-type deubiquitinase activity. The transcript is spliced from 5 exons. NCBI's taxonomy places the organism in Eukaryota, Metazoa, Arthropoda, Insecta, Lepidoptera, Noctuidae.
UUUGUCGUGAUCUUGAUCUGUCAAUUUUAGUUUUUAUUUUAUUUGAAAAUGGCGGACGAUGCAUCAAGCAGCAGCGGUUGCGCCGGCAAUAUAAUAGAUAACUCAAUAAAUCAAGAUGAGUUGAUCAUGAAACAACAGCGUGAGAUAGAGAAAGAGAUAUCGGAAACGAUACCGCUCGUGGGUGAACUUGAAGCAUUGUCAUCAUUAGAAAAGGAAUAUAACGAGGAUCCAGUGUACCUGUUAAAAGUAAAAGACUUGUCCUCUAAGUAUAAGUAUAUCAGGAGAACCCGGCCGGACGGCAACUGUUUCUUCCGUGCGUUCUCCUACGCGUAUUUAGAACAUCUUCUGACGGAUAAGAGUGAAUUCGAUAAGUUUUAUGAAAUAGCCAAGAAUUCCAAGGAGAUUCUCGUCGCCUUAGGUUUCUCACAGUUCACAGUGGAAGACUUCUAUGAGACGUUUAUGGAAGUGGUCCAGCGAGUGGGUGAGCAGGCAGGAGGCUCCCCAGAAUCCCUGGACUCGGUGAGAGCCGAGCUCCACGACAAGUUCAACAAGCAAGGCUACUCGGACUACAUAGUGGUGUACCUGCGCCUCGUCACCUCGGGACAGCUGCAGACCGAGAAUGAUUUCUACCAGAACUUCAUUGAGGGACCUCGCACUGUUACCGAGUUCUGUAGACAGGAAGUGGAACCAAUGUACAAGGAGUCUGACCACAUCCACAUAAUAGCGUUGAGCAAUGCCCUGAACGUGGGCGUCAGAGUCAAAUACAUGGACCGUGGCGAGGGCAGUCAGGUCAGUAAGGUGAUAGCACACGACUUCCCCGAGGGCUCCAAGCCGCUGGUGCACCUGCUGUACCGGCCCGGACACUACGACAUACUGUACGCGUGAUCACGCCUCUCAUAACCUCUUACGAUAAUAAAGUUAAUUAUCUUACGUA